GCACCAGCGGACGUGGGCCCGUAGAGUCUGUGAAAAGCGAGAUAGAGGAUGAACGCUGUCGAGCGGUCGCGUCGCUGCCUUUGUCGCCGUAGUUGUGCGUGUGGAGGAGUGCGCGCGUGUGCGUGAGUCGCCAGGAUCCGCCGCUACCGUUACCGCUGGCGAACGCCAGUGCCCAGGCCACAACUCAUCACGCCGCCCUCGCUCGAACGCCAAGGAGCCAUCCCUCGCGCACCGAGGUGCGCUCGUACAAACCAAAUCGAAACCGAAACCGAAAACGUCGGAACGCGAUGCGAAUUAAAGCCUUGCGUGGCACAGUGCGCUAACCGAGGCGGCCUAACAAACCAGCCACCCGAAAUCACAUGUAUUUAUGUAGAGAGCAGCACGUGAAGAAAAGCCCGAAGGCCGAGGGAAAAUUGCGUAGAAGUAAGCGGAGAAGGGCCAGAAAGCCUAGUUUCGUUGGCCAAAAAGAAACGAUUAUCAUCCGGACGAGUGUGAGUGCUAGUGAGAGUGAGUGUGUGUGCGGCAGCCCUAUAAAUAACACUGGGUCUGGCGAGCGCUAAUUACGGCAAAGCAUGAAAAUCUUGGCCGAAGCCGCAGCCACAACCAGUGAAGCCCAGGCGGCAUUAAUCAAUUUUCCGCUUGACCCUCGAGCAAGUUUCCAUAUCAUAACUGAGGGAAACCCAGAAACGAGGGAUACAUUCGCGAGUAAAGGCAAAAGGUCAACCCAACGAGACAUAUCCCUGAGUUAAAUCACUGCAAACUCGGGCAGGGAAAGCAACUGUAUGUGCGGCAUCGUUGUUAAACGACUUUCCAUAUCGGUACAAAGCACAUCAACCUAGUACAGUGUAGUGAACAUGAAAAUAUCACAAAGCAAUUAAAAAGUUCCAGAAAAGACAGAGCAGUCCCGUGAAUACUGCAAAACCAUUCGCAAAAGCCCAUGAUAUUGCCGCUCGCAAGGAACCACUGGGCCCUGGCCUAGAGCACUCAACCAGAAGACUCGGAGAAACAGCCAGGAAAUGCUCGUCGGGGAGGUAGCUUUCCUGGUGCUGAGCCUGCUGCCCGGGAUCGCCCUGGGCAGUCGCUACAACCAGCUGCACCUCUACGCGAACGGGGGCGCAGGCAGCUCGCCCGCGUCCAGCCCCGGGGGCUACAGGCCCGCUCCCCCGGCCCAGAACGAGGUCUACUCCAUAGCGGACAGCCAGCCGAUGACGGAGGACGGCUACGUGCCCCCCAGCCAGCACUUUGCGCCCGCCCACUCGGACCUGGACCCGCCCGCCCAGCAGCAGAGCACCUGCCAGACGGUCUGCGCCUGCAAGUGGAAGGGCGGCAAGCAGACGGUGGAGUGCAUCGACCGCCACCUGAUCCAGAUCCCCGAGCACAUCGACCCCAACACCCAGGUGCUGGACAUGUCCGGCAACAAGCUGCAGACCCUGUCCAACGAGCAGUUCAUCCGGGCCAACCUGCUGAACCUGCAGAAGCUGUAUCUGCGCAACUGCAAGAUCGGGGAGAUCGAGCGGGAGACCUUCAAGGGGCUGACCAACCUGGUGGAGCUGGACCUGUCGCACAACCUGCUGGUGACCGUGCCCAGCCUGGCCUUGGGCUACAUCUCCUCGCUGAGGGAGCUCACGCUGGCCUCCAACCACAUCCACAAGAUCGAGAGCCAGGCCUUCGGCAACACGCCCUCGCUGCACAAGCUGGAUCUCUCGCACUGCGACAUCCAGACCAUUUCCGCUCAGGCCUUCGGUGGCCUCCAGGGACUGACCCUGCUCCGCCUGAACGGGAACAAGCUGAGCGAGCUGCUGCCCAAGACCAUCGAGACCCUGAGCCGCCUCCACGGCAUCGAGCUGCACGACAAUCCCUGGCUCUGCGACUGUCGGCUGAGGGACACGAAGCUCUGGCUGCUGCAGAGGAACAUCCCCUACCCGGUGGCCCCCGUCUGCUCCGGCGGCCCCGAGCGGAUCAUCGACCGCAGCUUUGCGGACCUCCACGUGGACGAGUUCGCCUGCCGCCCCGAGAUGCUGCCCAUUUCCCACUACGUGGAGGCUGCGAUGGGGGAGAACGCCUCGAUCACCUGCCGGGCGAGGGCGGUCCCGGCUGCCAACAUCAACUGGUACUGGAACGGACGCCUGCUGGCCAACAACUCCGCCUUCACCGCCUACCAAAGGAUACACAUGUUUGAGCAGGUGGAGGGUGGUUUCGAGAAGAGGUCCCGGCUGGUGCUGACCAACGCCCAGGAGACGGACUCCAGCGAGUUCUACUGCGUGGCCGAGAACAGGGCGGGCAUGGCCGAGGCCAACUUCACCCUGCACGUGAGCAUGCGGGCCGCGGGAAUGGCCUCCCUGGGCAGCGGCCAGAUCGUGGGCCUGAGUGCCGCCCUGGUGGCUCUCAUCGUCUUCGCCCUCGGGGUCAUCAUGUGCCUGCUGCUGAGGGUCAAGCGGCAGCCGUAUGUGGACAGCAAGACGCCCAACCACAUGGAGGUGAUCACCUCGGUGAACCACCAGAACUCCAUAACUAACAAGACGCAGCCAGCCACGGGAAACGGCAGCAUCGGGGGUGUGGUCAUCGCCAAUGGUGCUGUGGCCAACAUAAUCGACGGCGGGGUGGUGCAGGGAGGCACUCUGGAGCGGAAGAGCAGCGGCCGGGGCGUCUCCCAUGGAGGGCACGAUCAGCGGAGUGCGAAUCCCGUGCAGAAGCCGCCGAGACUCACCGAUCUUCCGUACUCCACCCAGGGCUAUGAUAACAACGGAAGUGUCCUGUCGACCGCCCCCUGCUUCAUCUCGCCCACGGGAUCCACCGGGAACGGUGGCAACAACCCGGACCUCAUCAACGAUACGAAGCGCUUCGGCAGCGACGAGUUCGCCGAUCUGAAGAUACCGCCUAUCAGCAAUGUGGGCGUGGGCGGCAGCGGGGAGUACAGUCGCGCCAACGGCUGCGACUCCCUGUAUCCCUCGGGCCUCUGGGAGCACGGCGCCCCUGUGGGCACCACAUCCGCGGACGAUCUCUUCAUGAAGCGCUACACGGACAAGACGCCCAUCAUAGACUCCGCCCAGCUGUACGACUUGCACGAGCGGACGGCGGCCACGGACUACUUCAGCAAGACCUUCCCCAGAUCCCAUCUGCAGCAGGGAACCAUGGGUGGCGGAGGGACCUCUACGGCCUCGACGGUGACCACCAACUUGUCGGGAGGCUCGUCCUCGGGCUACCCCAACGACUACGGCCUGCCCCUGGUGCCGGGGGCGGAGCACCAGCACAACCACCAGCUGCAGAUCCACCCGCUGCAGCAGCUGCAGCAGCAGCUGACCUCCACGCUGAACCACCAGAGGCAGGAGGGCAGCUCCGCCGGCAGCAGUCCGCACUUCAGUAGCCGCACCCUGCCACGCCUGCACGACCCUAGUGGAGGCGGGGGCGGCAGCUCGCGGUCUUCGCCAACGCCGGCCGUCAACCAGGCGAACCACGCGAACCCCGGCACCUCCAGCUCCAGUUCCUGCUCCAUCCUGCCCAACGGACAGCCCAUCAACGCCAAGACGAUACGGGUGUGGCAGAAGGGCGGCGUGCCCGUCCUGCCGCCCGUGACGGCCCUGAAAAGGGCCCUGAUCAGCAGCAGCCGCAACUCGCCGGACGAGGGAUACCAGGAGGGAUGCGGCACGGACGUGUAAGCGCCGCGCACCGCGCACCAGCACCCGCACCUGGGGAAGAAAACCACACCAAGAACUGACUAAACUUAACUCAAGAAAACAAAAGCGAAUCGACGGAGGGGAGGUAGCUCCUUUAGGGAUAACACUCAUAGAUAGCUCCGGGUCCUAGGCGAGCAGCGAUUAUUGUGCAAGCGAACUGUUUGUGAUAGUGUCUGACAAAAAGAUAAUGCGAAUGAAGAUAAUAAUUGCCCAAGCAAGAGAAAGCUAAACGAAAUCAACUGCACUACACUAAAGUAUACUCUCCUUGGCAAGUAACUCAACUAACUAACUAAACUACAUGUAACGUAAACUAAUUACAAAUAGGACUGUACAGCAACUUUCUUUGAUCAACAUGGCAAAUCUCACUCCCGCAUAACGUAAAGAAAUAACCCAAAAUAUGUGGAAAACCAACCAUGUGAAUGUAUCUAAAUCUAUAAAUGUAUCUAUAUGUAUGUGACUAUGUGUGUGCAUGUGUGUGUGUAAUUUCUUCGGUGUUCGGUUAGAAAAAGAGUAGUAGGAUCCCAAACCAAUAAACCCUUCCUGCAGGAGUUGCAAUCAUAAAUCAGACGAAAACCUAACUUGUGGCUCAGCAUUUGUAAGAUAUACAUUCACAUAUUAUAGCAUGCGUUCGUGGGGUGAAGCUGCGGAAGAAGUAAUAUAAAUCUUGGUAAAUGUACAUACUAGAUAGCCCCAGACAAAGAAACUCAAUUUUUGAUCCGACUACGGUUGAACUCACUCUAUGUCCCGAAAAGCCAAAUCAGGCUCCAGGUCUAACCACACAGGUGGCAGUAAUCAGUGCUUUUCUUCCUUGAGUUUGUCUUUAAUCGAUAGAAAAUAUCAAAAGAAAACAUUUCCUAACAAUCAUUUUUAAAAAACGUAUCACCCUGAUGCAGCAAACUUAUUCCGCUAGCUAUUUGCAUUCAGUUUACAACAAUUGUUUUCCGUAAUCAAUUCAAAUUCCAGAAUAAAAUGUAAUUUAUUGCUACCCAGGAAGUAAAUAAAUUUUGAAAAAACAGAACCCAAUGCUUGUGGAUUUCCCAAUAAAUAUCGAUCAGAGAAGGCUAGAAGGAAAAUGAAAUUUAACGAAAUACAAUUUGAGGGCAGUCGCAAAAAUUAGAGUAAAGACAGGGGGAAACACUCGUCAAAUGCAUACGUAAAUAUACACAUGUAAAUUGUACUCAGAGUGCACACACUCACUCGCAACACAUCACAGGCUCACACACCCGCUCACGCAUACACAUAGCCAUACACGUGUACAUGUAGACGUAUGUCAGUUUAUCCUUGUAACGAUUUAAAGCGUAUCCACAAGAUAUUAAUUGCCCGUAUGUGCUAAGACUUAGAAUUUAAGCAGACGACAGAACGGAGAGGAGAACAAAAACAAAACCAGAAGAACAGCAAACAAAAUAAUAUUUUUAAGGUAAACCAAAGACUUUUUUCUUUGCAUCUAAAUGAGCGCAGGAGUCUUCAAAGGACUCGCAACAACAAACAGUAGGCACACACAGGCGAACACAGAUACAAACACAGUCACACACACAACCGAAAGUAAUCUUGGCCGAGAAAAAAGAGCAAGAAAAACCAUAGCAUUAAGUUGAACUUAUGUAUUAUGUAUUGUAUAAUAUAAACCUACGUAUAGUAUAUAGUCUAUAGAUGUGUACACUUAUCAGCAGAGCGGCGUAGCUAACAAGCGAGGGAGGGAGGCAGAAAGUGGGAGAAAGCUGAAUGAAGGAGGGAGCGGGCGCAGGAGCCCGCAGACAAAGCGGGCAUUGAAUGCAUGAAAGCAACUGAAUGAACAACAAAGCAAAGGAAAUAUAUAUAACAUUAUAUAUAUCUAUAUAUAAACGAAAAACAUGAA
Messenger RNA from Drosophila biarmipes, 5526 nucleotides. RefSeq lists its product as uncharacterized. Lineage: Eukaryota; Metazoa; Arthropoda; Insecta; Diptera; Drosophilidae. The record is from RefSeq and is a predicted model, not a curated record. Gene Ontology annotation, molecular function: protein binding. Bases 1017 to 3656 code for a protein of 879 amino acids. The transcript has a single exon.